AUCUCGCCCCGGUCCACCUCGAGGGACUGCGGACUAACCGGAUUUCCAUCGAGAUAAUAGUAACAGAAGGCCCAUGCGGAAUUUAAGCCUAUGAUCAUUCCAUGAACAAGAAAGCACUCCUCCAUCCAACCAUUGACUACACUUAUUCACGGGAGCUUCAAGCCCUGUAUUCAUCAUGCCUCGAGCUAGACCGAGUGCCUUCGACGUAACCGACGCAGCAUCAGAGGGCCGACAUGCGUAUGCGACCGACCGACCACAGAGUCCCCCUCCCCCACCGCCUCCUCCUCCACGAGCUACCCCAUCGAUUCCAGCCAAACGGAGAUCAGAGCAACACGCUCCUGCUGCCGAACGCGCCCCCAAAGUUUCCCGACCCGUGGACCUCGUGUACUUCGAGCCGCCUCCCAACCUCAUAGUCGAAGAUCGACACUUUCGCGUCGACGGCGAGGAGGAUUACGACGGCAACGACGGAAAGCCGAUCCGCAUCUUAUCCAACUUCUGCAUAUUCGAGCCCGCAGCUAGGAAUCAGUGCGUUUCUCUGAGGGAGCUGGAAGCGAGGUCUCCGUCCCGGGAGUUCUUUGCCGUGGGGAUACCUUUCCUGCUGCACGAAGACGAGGACGACCACGCGGAACAAGAGAAUGACGAGGAGGAGUUCUUGUCCUUGGCCAAUAUCCGCCUAUGUCCCCUGGACUAUUCCACUGAUAAUGCUGCAAUUAUUCUUUCGACGGCCCAUGCGUACUACGUGCUCAUGCGACCGUCCUUCUUGUAUCGACGACAUUUCGAGCAGUAUCUAGUCCCGAUUGAGAUUGCUCGAUGGAUCAUUGAGAGCGCGCGCUCCCGCGUCCAGGGUGAUCUCGUCCGUCUGGCAUACGCGAAGAACCCGCGGUGGACUAGACAAAACCUUGUGGACUCGGCCAAACAGGUCCCGUAUGUGUUAGACGCGAUUUCUGAAGCGGGAGACCAGGCAGCCCUGAACAGGUCGAUGCUCGUGGUCAAUCUCCUGAAGCUACCUGGCCAAAGCAGAACCGACCGCAUGAACCGCUUCACCGAUACCACACGGCCUCUCACACGACUCCUUGGAAACAGAGAUCUCGCUGUCCUCCGCCAGCAGCUACCCACACACGUGACUCCACUCAUUGCUGAGUUUGCCAGUGGAUAUUUCCAAGAGAAGCUACAUGUGCUGUCCGGAGGACCUACAAAGAACCCAUCGAAAGCGGAAGUGGCACGGCGCAGGGAAGCUGCGCUGGAAUACUUGAAAGCUCACGUCGAGCUGUCGCGCCAGCAACGCAGGGGCCUUCUGAAUCUUGAGUUCGACAGAGGCAGUGAGCUUUAUGUGGAGUCUGCCAUGGUCAAUCAACAAAGAUACAAGAGAGGCGACUUUGUACUGAUUCGCAGGGGCACGCAAAGCCUGUUCCCGUCGCUCAAGGCUCCGGAGCUGAAGGUGGAUCCGUCCGACGAGCAUCAGUUAUUUAAACUGUUCUGGUUUGCUCGCAUCGUUUAUUUUAAUGUGGAUACACGGAAGGUGCAUGUGCAGUGGGCGUACCACGCCUCGCAAAUGUUUCUGGAUGACAUGGCGGAUCCACUUGGAUUGUUUUUGACCACUUUAUGUGAGGACCAGAGUAUCGAGUCGAUCGUCGGUGUCCCUCUCAAAGUCGAAUUGCGGAACGCGUCACCUGACAAGGAUAAAUACACCCUCGAGUGCUUCACCUAUGACGAGCGUGAUGCCUCGUUCACUACGUUGGACCGGAAGCUGAUGCAAGAGUUCAACGCUCGACAGCCCGGUCAAAACUGUCUGCCGUGUUCCAAGAAGAACCCACAAUACAGGAGCGGCACAGGCCGCCAGCGAUCGAAAACUAUUCUUGCUGAUGAGCAGUAUCAUCCCAACGACUUUAUUCUUUUCCAGAAUCUCAAAGGAGAUGGCCCUGCGGAGGUGGGGCAAAUUAAGACCCUCCGUACCAGCUCGGGACACAUAGUCCAAGUAGAAGUGAAGAUGCUUAUACGAAUCAGGCAGGUAGGGCUGGUAGAGGAUGAUCCCUACCCUGAACGCCAUCUCGUUCUCACGGAUCACGAUGAUGUCGUCGUUGAAGUGGAGAACAUCAUCCGACGGAUCCAUGUAUUCGCGCUCGAUUUCUUCCGAGAGGGGGAACUGGCGAAAUGGGUGGCUCAUUCGCCGUUCAACUUUUACUGUUCCUUUCGGAUUCCGAUCCUGGGUCUACGGGAUCAGCGCACGCCGGUCACGGCCGCGAGUCUGCCGGUCUGCCGACAUUGCAAGCCUCCUCUAUUCGACCGACAUGAACAGGAUUUGGAGAAAAAGUUCGAUGAGCAGCAGAAGUUGGAGAAGCCGUAUUGCCUGGAUCUCUUCGGCGGGACUGGUGCCUUCAGUGGUGGCGUGGCUCAAGGAAGCCGGGGAUGUGUCCAACCUACUCAUCUCGUCGAGAUCAGCCCCAGUGCAGCCAAGACAGUCUUAAAGAACUGGCCCAAUCUCGCAGUCUCGUGUCAAGAUGCCAACCAGAUCCUCGAGUAUUGGGUCAAGGCAUCCAGAGGCAUGGAAGCGCCUAAACAAUUGUACGACGAUAAGACACCGGUCCCAGCUCCUCUCAAGCCUGGUACUGUCCGCACUAUCUUCGCUGGCCUUCCGUGUCAAUCGCAUUCUGGGCUGAACAUGUACCGAAAGGUCGCCGAAGACCACAAAAGCAAUCUGCUGCUGACUGCCCUUUCGUUCGUCGACCUGCUUCGGCCAGAUUACUUUUACAUCGAGAACGUGCCCGGAUUCUUGCGUUACAAUCUACUUGCGAGGCAAGUCGGACCUCAUCGAACAGAGGGCGGUGUCAAAUCAGGUGGUUUGAAACUAGCCGUCAAAGCCUUGCUGUCCAUGAAUUAUCAAGUCCGGUUCGCGCUACUGCAAGCAGCGCACUAUGGCACUCCGCAGCGUCGCGUUCGUUUUCUCCUGGUCGCAGCCAAAGCAGGUCUGCCUCUGCCUGGGAUGCCUCAGCCUACGCAUGACUUUCCUAGCGCACAGCAAUUAGCUAUGCAUUUGCCUUACCCUGAGAACCAGAAUUUAACGGUGAAACCGAUAUGCACCCGACGUGGCUAUGCUGCCCACGCAGGUGUAACCAUCAACGACGCUACCAGUGACCUGCCCAAGUGGGACAUGAAACACCCUAAACACAACACCAGACCAGGAAUACGAUCAUUUGGAUGCAACGAGCCGGGACAGCUCUUCGUUGGCAUGCGCGGACCGGAUGUUCAGUAUACCCAUGAGCCGAGGACAAGCUACCAGCGUAUGAUGAGAGAGCGUCUGACUACAGACAUCCAGCAUAUCACCAAGUGCUUUUUUUCCAGGACCGUCGAAAGGAUGAUCUUGGUUCCCGUCGAGGCGGGUGCCAACUUCAGAGCUCUGGGCGACCACGUGGGUGAAUACCAGACCCACAGUGCGACAUCGGCUGUUGGGCGAAAUCGAUACCGCGGGAACCAAUAUCAGCGUCUGGACGGGGACACAUGUUUCCCAACCAUCGUCACGAACGUGCAUCCUACUGCAAAACAAGGCGAGGUCCUGCAUCCCACCUGUCUUCGGAUGGUGACCGUCCGAGAGCUCGCUCGCUUGCAGGGAUUUCCAGACUGGUUUGUUUUCGUGGCCGAUAGGCCAGAGGGAAGCGUCGUCACUUUCCAUCGCCAGAUAGGCAAUGCUGUGCCGUGGCAGAUUUCGCGAGCGCUGGGUCGCGAGCUCAGGAAAGCUUUGUUCGAGGACUGGAAGAGCAAGAACGAAGAAUCGGAUGAUCGAUCCUGACAGCGCUGCAGUGCCACUGAUUGACAGUAUAUCAAACGAAUAUGAGAUGAGAUGAUCAAGCGGGGAGGACGAGAAUAGGUACAGAGAUCUACAUAGUGUAUAAAAAGAGUUCCUCGUCUUGCUAGCCACGAGAAGCUCGAGUUGUGGCUUUCCUUCGGCCUCCGCGAGCAGUGGGUCUCUUGUUCUUUUUCUGUCGACACCAGUCACAAUACCAACGGCCUUGCGGAGAAUCGGUCAGUCCGACACAUCCAAUAUGGAACUGCGGAUGAUUCAGCCAUCUUACAAGGGGAGAGAAAAAACGAAUCACGCACCCAUUCCCAUUGACAGUCAUCCCCGUCACAACCAAUCAUCUGCCCAAAGCUGACCCGCUGGCAAGUGCAGUACAGCUUACCAUCAUCGGCGUCUUGUUCGCCAUCGCCGCCGGCCUCUCCAUUGGCACCCUCAGCGACAGCGACAUCGCCGGCGUUGAAGGCGGCGGCGGCGCCUCGCGCGAUAGCCCGCGGUGGCAUGCCCGGUCCCUCGAGCAUGCCCGGUGGCGGCGGUGUCCAAUCAGCCACAGGAGGACCAAUGACACGCGCGUGCAGUUCAUAAGGUGUCGCGUGUCCGUUGCUGAUCCCAGGACCCGUGGGAUAAGAUGCGAGCGACGGAUGGGCCGCCGACGGCGGAACGUUGAAUCUCCCAUUGGCUUGCGGGGGUUGGACGCCGUUGAGGUGGUUUGAAUCGCCGUUAGUGUAGAUUUCGGGCUGGUUACUUCCGCCGCGCGCUGCCGCACGGCGUUUUGGUGCACUUGAGGCGGAUGCCGUCGCGUUCGCGUGGGCGACGGCUGACGCGCGCGCUGCUGUGCGUGCGGUGGAGGGUUGGGGGAUAUGCGAGGUAGCUGAGAGGAGUGAAUCCGUGGGCGAUGGUGCUCGUUCGACUCUGUUGUUCGAUGAGUAUGAGAACAGGUACUAUUGGGGAACACGCACUUUUUGCGCCCGCCGUUUCGGGCCACAGCUCUCUCUCUGCGCGGGGUCUCGUCAUCUCGUCCAGCUCCACGUUUGCGCUUGGCAGGGCUCGCAUCGACGGCUGCACUGACGUUCGCAGAAGCCCCUGCCCCCGCUGCCCUUCUUCGUCUGCCUUCAGUGACGACUGGCUGCAUGUAUGGCCGCGUCGAAACAUGGGGGAAGGUUGUGCGCCGGAUAAGCAGGGAGUUAUCGAAAUCGGGUACACUCUCUGCCAGAGUCUUCAGAUUGCUAUUGUGGACCUUAAGAGUAUCAGCGGCGAGGUGGGCGACACGGAUUUUGUCUUCGCCGCCCAAACGAAGACGUUGGGCCUCCUCCGCCAACUCGGUCAGUAGCCACAGGCGCUGGGCCGGGGAGCCAACACGUUGCUCUAUCAUCUCGGUAAGGUUUUGGAUUUUGGUGGUGAGGGAGGACAGGGAUGAGGAGAGUACAGCAUCGAGUUCACGAAGCUCGGCCAUGGUGCGUGAGAGCUCGGGUGGGAGAGCAUCGAGUGUAUGCGUGUAUUCGGUCAAAAUGGCGAGGGAGUAAGCGGUGGACGGUGCUGAAGUCGAGGAGCUCGACG
Messenger RNA from Mycena citricolor, 5347 nucleotides. Lineage: Eukaryota; Fungi; Basidiomycota; Agaricomycetes; Agaricales; Mycenaceae. The record is from the annotation of a GenBank genome assembly.